AUGUCAAUAACAAUUUCUUUUAUUUGUUCUUCUCCUUUUGUUUUGUUCAUCUUAAUCUUUCAACAAACCAAAGUAAAAAGAAUGAACAUCAAGACUUAUACAUUAUUUAUUUUUUUAUUAUUAUUCAUUGCUAUACAACAGAUAGAAUCAAAAAAUGAACAACCAAUUAAAAUAGAUAAUCAUCAACAACAACAACAAUUGUUGGAUGAUUCAAAUUAUGAACUUGGUGUUGGUAUAUGGGAUGUUACUGGUCCUGCUGCUGAAACUGGAAUGAUGGGAUAUGCACAACCAGGACAGAUAACAGAAGGAAUUCACUUUAGAUUAAGAGCACGUGCUUUUGUAUUUGUCGAUGUCAAUGGAAAUAGAGCUGUCUAUGUUAGUACCGAUGCGUGUAUGAUAUUCCAAGCUGUCAAGUUGAAUGUCGUACAAUUGUUACAAGAUCAUUUCGGACCUGAUCUAUAUACAUCUGAUAAUGUAUUGUUGAGUGGAAUACAUACACAUUCUGGUCCUGCUGGCUAUUCAAUGUAUGCUCUCUAUGGUAUCACUGCUCUUGGUUUCUAUAAGGAAAACUUUGACACUAUUUGUAAUGGUAUAGUACAAUCAAUUAUCAUGGCUCACAAUAAUGUACAACCUGGUAGAUUAUUGGUUGAACAAAGUACUCUUUAUAAUACUAGUAUAAAUCGAUCACCAAAUGCAUAUUUAAAUAAUCCAGAAGAAGAAAGAUCACUUUAUCAAGAUGAUACUGAUAAGAAUAUUACAGUGAUUAGAUUAGAGAAUGGACAAGGUGAUGCAAUAGGUGUAAUCUCUUUGUUUUCUGUUCAUUGUGUAUCAAUGAACAACACUAAUCAUUUGAUUAGUGGAGAUAACAAGGGUUAUGCUUCAUAUAUGUUUGAAAAGUAUAUGAAUGGAAAUGACUCGUUGCCAGGUGUUGGUCCAUUUGUCGCUGCAUUUGGUCAAUCCAAUGAAGGUGAUGUGUCACCAAAUACGAUGGGUCCCAAGUGUCCAGAUGGGAGUCCAUGUUCGUCCGAUUCAACUUGCAAUGGAAAGAAUGAAGGAUGUAUUGCUCACGGUCCGGGAAUAGACAUGUUUGACAGUACAAAGAUCAUUGGUACCAACCAAUUCCAAAAAACAUUGGAUAUGUUAGAGUCUGCAUCGACACUGGUUUCAGGUGCCAUCCAGUAUCGUCAUACCUAUCUCGCUAUGACCAAUUUGACAGUGUAUCCACCAUUUGUACAAGAUCCAGUAACCACUUGUCGUCCAGCUAUGGGAUAUGCCUUUGCUGCCGGUACAACCGAUGGACCUGGUGCUUUUGAUUUCACUCAAAACGCAAAUGACACACAAGGUAAUCCAUUCUGGAACUUUAUCUCUGGGUUUAUCGCCAAACCAACACAAGAACAAAGAGAUUGCCAAGCACCAAAACCAAUUCUACUCGAUGUAGGUAUGACCAAGCCAUUGCCAUGGAUCCCAGAUGUUGUACCAAUUCAAAUCAUCACUAUUGGUCAAAUAGUUCUUUGUGCAGUGCCAGGUGAAUUUACAACCAUGUCUGGUCGUCGUCUUCGUAAUACCAUCACACAAAUCAUUGGUCAAGGUAUUGAUAACCCAAUCGUUCUUGUAGCAGGUCUCGCCAACACCUACACUGGGUACAUUGCCACACCAGAAGAAUAUGAUGUCCAAAGAUUCGAAGGUGCUGCCACUGCAUUUGGCCCUAAUACUCUUAAUGCCUAUUUACAAGAGUUUUCAAAGUUGGCUCAGUCAAUUGUUGACAAGAAAGAGGUUUCAGCCGGUCCAACCCCACGAAACAUGACUGGACAUACAUUCUUUUUCCUUCCACCAGUGAUUGUUGAUGAAGCACCCAAUGGACAAUUUGGAAAGGUGUUGCAAGAUGUAGAGUCUAGCUACUCUGUCGGUGAUACAGUAACAGUCUCUUUUUAUGGUGCCAACCCACGUAACAACUUUAUGACCCAGUCAACCUUUUUGACAGUUGACAUGUUACAAUCUGACAAUACAACCUGGAGGACUAUUCUUGUUGAUGGCGAUUGGGAUACUAGAUUCUAUUGGAAGAUGCAUAAUCUUGUACAAUCAGCCAUCACCAUUGAAUGGAUUAUAGACCCAUCAUGGAAUUACCAACCAGGUACCUAUCGUAUAACACAUUCUGGAUAUGCAAAACCAUCAAUGUUUUCAGAUAAACUUGUUCCCUAUUCUGGUCAAUCAAGUGAAUUUCAAAUUACCAAUUAA
Cavenderia fasciculata is the source of this 2235-nucleotide messenger RNA. RefSeq lists its product as uncharacterized. The transcript is spliced from 4 exons. The coding region runs from base 1 to 2235 and encodes 744 amino acids. NCBI's taxonomy places the organism in Eukaryota, Evosea, Eumycetozoa, Acytosteliales, Cavenderiaceae. The record is from RefSeq and is a predicted model, not a curated record. Gene Ontology annotation, molecular function: N-acylsphingosine amidohydrolase activity. Gene Ontology annotation, cellular component: extracellular region. Gene Ontology annotation, biological process: ceramide catabolic process; long-chain fatty acid biosynthetic process; sphingosine biosynthetic process.